Poecile atricapillus (Black-capped chickadee) is the source of this 7678-nucleotide messenger RNA. RefSeq names its product NLR family CARD domain containing 5 (gene NLRC5). The transcript has 48 exons. Lineage: Eukaryota; Metazoa; Chordata; Aves; Passeriformes; Paridae. Bases 380 to 5968 code for a protein of 1862 amino acids. Gene Ontology annotation, biological process: inflammatory response; positive regulation of transcription by RNA polymerase II; positive regulation of MHC class I biosynthetic process. Gene Ontology annotation, molecular function: protein binding. The record is from RefSeq and is a predicted model, not a curated record.
AGCGGACACGGCGGGGCCCGGGCACAAGGCUCAGUCCUGCAUUUUCAAGAGACCAGGAGUGAAUCCUCAAAUGUCAAAACUUUGUGGUCACUGCUGAUUCUGCUGGUUUCAGUGAGAAGAGAAGAAAAGCAUCAUAGCUGACCCUUGGAUUAAAGGCAGAGCUUCUAGAUUUGUGACCCGUGUAAUUGCCAUGGCCUGGCAGGUCUACAUCAAGCUCUGUUGUUGUUAUCCCCAGGCAUCUGCACCAAGUGAGGUAUGUCCCAUGUAUUGGGGUGUGUUUGUGUGCUGAGACUGCCUCCAGCAGAUCAAUUCUCCCUCAGAAUAUGGAACAGAAGCCACCUUUUCACUUGACAGCUGGAAGGAGACUGAUUCCCCAACGAUGCAGCCCCCGUUUCAGAAUGAGGACCUAGACCUGCAAGCAGCUGUAGCAAGAGCCCGUCCCCAGCUCGUGGAGCUCCUCGCUCACUGUCCUGACUGGCUGCUCACCACGUCCCAGCCCUUCAUCCCCGAGGCAGCCCUGGGCAGCCUGGGUGCCAUCACCAACCCCAGACACAAAACCUCACUGCUCCUUGACCUGCUGGAGGAGGCUGGUCCUGCUGCCUGGAGCCACUUUGCACAGUCUGUCUGCAUGGAAUGUGACCUGCCCCUGGAUCUGGAGGUCCUGCUCAUGAGCUCUGUGGGAGAAGGUAACUUCAGCCAGACAGAAGAAGCAGACACAGAUAUGAGAGCUCAGUCACCUGUGCCAAAAGGGUCUGCUCGCCGUCACCGUUGCAGCAGCUCUGGGAGUGACAAGGAUUCCAAACAGCAACGACUGGAUUCAUCUGUGAAGUACCAGCAUCUCCUCAUCAACUCUAUCCUCCAGAGAUACGGAAGCAGGAGAGAAGCAGGAGCAGAAGAACAAACACAGCCACUGCCUUUCAACCAAACCUUUGUCAACGUUGUCAUCCGUCAGAGCAAAGCCCCCCGCUUAUUUAAAGAGAGAGCAGAGAGACCCCGGGGGGACAUGGCAGGUGCUCCUGAGCCAGAGGAAUGUGCAGACACAGCCGUGAAAGUGUCAGAUCUGCUUUGUAGCGAGGCCCCAUCGCACACAACAAAGGUGAUCUUUUUGUUUGGCAAACCAGGCACAGGCAAGACCAGGCUGAUGCACAGGAUUUGUCAGAAAUGGGCAGAAGGUGUCCUACCUCAGUUUCUCUUCACUUUCCUGUUUGAGUUUCGGCAGCUGAAUUUGUUAAAAAGAAAACUGACGCUGAAGGAGCUUUUGUUUGACAUGUUCCUUCAGCCAGAGGACAGCCCUGAUGCAGUGUUCCAGGGCCUCCUGGAGAGUGCCCAGCAGACACUGAUCAUCUUUGAUGGGCUGGAUGAGUUUGCAGCUAACAUGGAUGUGUCAUCCUCCUCUAAGGGAGGCCCAGCUCUUACCUCCCCUGUGUCCAUAUCCCAGCUCUUUGCAGACCUCUGUCAUGGCAAGCUCCUGCCUGGUUGCACAGUGUUGGUCACCAGCCGACCUAAGAGGCUACCUGGAUUUUUAUUAUAUACAGUAGGUGUGCUGGCAGAGAUUUGGGGAUUUGACCAUGAGAAGGUUGAGGAAUAUGUUAGCCACUAUUUUUGUCAGCAUUCCUGCAGAGAACAAGCCAUUGCCCACGUGAAGAACAACACCAAACUCCUCAGCAUGUGCCUCAUCCCUGCUCUGUGUAACAUUGUGUGCAUCUGCUUGGAGUAUUUGCUCCUUAAACAUCAGAUGAGCGUGGAGCUUCCUCAGACUAUGACACAGUUUUAUAUCAAAAUGUUUCUCAUCUUCCUAAACAAGCAGCAAGGAGACUGUGCAGGUGAUGAGGAGACUCAGCUGAACUGUAACAAAAAGGCCAUUUUGGGUCUGUUUGACCUUGCACUGAGAGGCCUGGAAGAGAAGAAACUUGUAUUUUAUGUUGGUGAUAUUCCCGAGGAUGUGAAGGAAUUUGCUUUGUUGCAUGGAUUGCUGACUGUCUUUGAGGUGAAGACCAGUGGGACUUGCCCAGAGGUUGGCUAUGCCUUUGUGCACCUGAGCUUGCAGGAGUUUUUUGCAGCACUGUGUCUCAUGGUGAGUAGGAGGGUGGACAAGAACCACUUGAAGAAGAAAUUCUUCCUGAAGUCAAAGUGGACUUCAAAAAAUGAGACAAAGACUGAGUUUAUGGAGAGUUUUCAUAUAUUUCUCUCGGGUUUGUCGUCAAGAGAGUGUAGGACAUUUCUCAUGCUGCUGGCAGAGCAAGAUGAAGCUUGGGUGCAGGAAAAGCAGGAUAUGAUCCUGCAGUCUCUCAAGAAACUGGCAGCCACUCAUCUGUCAGGGCCUAAGGUCCUUGAGCUCUGCCACUGCACCUUUGAAACACAAAACCUCGAAGUAGCCCAGCACAUUGGAAACCUGCUGAAUUUCAAGUACGAGUUUAAAAACUUCAGACUGACAAUGCUGGACAUGUCGGCUUUGGUUUUUGUCAUAAACUCGGGCCAGGAUUUGAUUUGUUUGGAUUUUGCAGGAUGUCUUGUGGACACUGACUGUUUGGAGGUUCUGGCUGGCUGUAAAAAUGUGGAACACUUGAGCUUUCGUAGCAGGAGAUGUGGUGAUAACUUUGCUGCUGCCCUUUCAAAGGCCUUGCAAGGAAUGGGGAGCCUGAAGAAACUUGAGCUGACAGGGGGGAGCAUCACAGCUGAGGGGAUGACCAGCUUGGUCCAGGCUGCAUCACAGUGCCUCCAGCUUGAGGAAAUAAACUUGCAGGGCAAUCGGAUACGGGACCCAGAAGUGAAGAGGGUGAUGGACCUGUUUUCCAAAAUGGAAAAGCUGAAGAAAGUAGACCUGAGCAACAACAAUCUUUCCUUGAAUGCUGUUCUCAGUUUGGCAAAGGAAGGCAUCGUGUGUCAAAAUGUUACUGAGCUGUGUGCCAGGGGGGACACCAUGAUUAUUUCUUUUUCUGGCGCCCCUGGGGAAGCUGAAAGAUCUUUGGAUUUGAAGUUGGAAGAGAAUAAAGAACCUAUAAUUCCAACUAGACGUGUGAAUUUAUGCUUGCAGGACCACAGGCUGUCUUCCCAACAUGCCAGGAUGAUUGUGGCCCUUCUCCAGAGCUGUCCCUGUCUCUCUGAAGUGGAUUUAUCAGGCAACAUGCUUGGAGAUGAAGGCUGCAGCUGUCUGAUGGAAAACCUCCCCUGUAUAUCAAUUUCAAAGCAGCUGAAUCUCAGUCAAAACCGCCUCUCUGUCACUGGCAUUUGCAGCCUGUUGAAGUCAGUAAACACCUGCCAGAAGGUGAUGGAGGUGCAGGUCAGCCUUUGUCGUGAUACUGCAGUCCUGAGAUUUAGAGAAGACAGGGAGUUUGCUUCCCUUCCUCCUAGGGAAGAGCCUGUGCUCUCUACUGAUGACCAACAACAUGGGGAGGAAGACCAGACACCUGCCACCUCCCAAAAAAUAAGACUGACAGACUGUAAUUUUCAAGCCAGUGACCUGAAGAUUCUGUGUGCAGUCCUGAAGGAAUGUGCCCACAUCUCCGAGCUGGACCUAUCACAUAAUUAUCUGGGAGAUGAGGGAUUGUUGCAGCUGUUUCAAUGCCUCCCAAAACUGAAAAUGUUGAGUUGUCUCAAGUUUAACGACAACCAGAUCUCCCCGAACUCCGUGUUUUUCUUAGCUCAGUCAUUAAUUACGCUGGAACACAUUAAAACAAUGAGCCUCAGCUUAGGACUCACACAGGUGGUUCAUCUGACCUUUUGGGAAAGAGUCAGAAGUACCAGCAGACGGAGAAGUGUUUCCCUGGCACAUCCCAAGGAGGAAGCCCAAGGACGGUGCUUUUGUCUCAGGGACUGCAAAUUGGGUCCAGAGGAUGUGACCAGGCUGUGCCAGAUACUGGCUCAAUGUCCCCAGCUGACAGAAAUCAAUCUGUCUAGAAAUUCAUUGAGUGACCAGAGCAUCGAGAGAUUACUGAGUUUUCUGCCGUCACUCCGUCAUCUGACAUUACUGAGUAUUAGGGCAAACUCCUUGUCCCCACAUUGUGCUGUUUUACUCCUCAACUCCAUCAAUGUCUGUGAGCGGGUCAGAGUGGUGGAAGUCUGGUCAAGUGAAAAUGCCUUCUUGCAUUUAGGAGCAAGCAUGCGAAGCCAAAAGACAUCCUGCAGGCUGACAGGCUGUGCCCUCGGGCAGGGGCAGGUGGAGGAGCUCUGCAGCAUCCUGGAGCAGCACGGGUGGCUGGCAGAAGUCGAUCUCUCUAGGAAUCAGCUGGGAGAUGAAGGCCUGAGGUGCCUCUUGGACCACUUGCAUCGGGUGCCCAGUAGCUGUUCCCUCAAUCUCGGCCAUAAUGGGAUUUCUCGGGAUGGAGUCCUGCAUCUCGUAAAUGCCUUUGUCACAUCCAGAAACACCACUGAAGUUCAAGUCAGUUUGUGCUCAAAAGCAACUUUAAUCAUCAAGCUGACAAGUGGAGAUGACCCAAGAAAGGCUCAAGAAAAGGUUUUGAGACUGGCAGAGUGCAACUUUCAGCCAGAGCACUUGGAAAGGUUGUUCUUGCUCCUGGAAAAGUGCACUUACCUGACGGAGUACGAGUCCUCAAAUAACAACAUGACAGUCCAAGCUGCAGAAAGACUUUUGCAUUCCCUGAGGAAAGAUCUGGGGCUGCUGAAAAUCAGCAUAGAAGAGCCAUGGGUGUGCCAAGAGAGAGUCAUGAACCUGCUGGAGCUGGCUGUCCAGACCUCUGGAAAUGUUACUGAGAUCACGAUAUGUAAAGAUAAAUCCCUCUUCCAAUUAGUCAUAAGAUUCCCAAGCUGCCUGGAGAAGACAGAAUCUGUCAUUAGCAGACUGAGUCUGUGCAAGCCAGAAAUCAAGCACUCCUUCUGCCAAAGGCUUCGUGAAAAAUGUGCUCAGCUUCAGGAGCUGAGAUGGUCUCACGUGGAACUCCACGAGGAUGAAGCAGAAAUGCUAGUCAGGACUUUGCUCCCCCUUCCAGAGCUGAAGACAUUUGGGCUGACCUCUAGCAGUGUUGCAGCAACUGGAAUCGAUUAUUUGAUCUCAGGCUUGCAGAAUUGCCAGGCCAUUGAAGAACUCAACCUGGGCUACAUGGAGCUCAGCAGUGCUGCUGUCCCCGAGCUUGUGCUGGGGCUCUGUGGGAUGCCAUCCCUGAAAAGGCUGAUCUUGAACCACAACAGUAUUGGGAACGAUGGCUGCUCCAGACUCGCAGAAGCCUUGAGGAAAAUGCACAACAUGGAGGAAAUCAAUUUAAGCCACAACAAGAUUGGAGAUCCAGGCCUGAUAAAUCUUGCUGCUGUCCUCCUGGAAAUGCAAAACCUGAAGAAAAUCAACCUUUCAGGGAACUGUCCUAGUCCUGCUGGAGGGGAAAAGCUGAUGGAAGCUCUUGCCCAUUGCAGGCACAUCAAGGAGUUACUACUGUCAAGGAAUGGUUUUGGAGACAGGACAGCAGUGACUCUUGCCCUCUGUCUGCCUCGCAUGACCAACCUGAAGAUCCUGCACUUCCAGAACAAUAACAUUGGGCAGGCAGGAGGGCUGGAGCUGGCCAGAGCCCUGGUGGUGUGUGAGCAGCUGGAAGAGAUCAGUUUAUCAGAAAACAGCCUUGGGGAACAGAGUAUCCAUGCCCUGUCCAAGGGGCUGCAGUGCUUCCGACACCUCCGGAGGAUGGACUUGAAAUUCUGUGGAAUCACUGACUGUGCUUCAAAAUCACUCUGUCUCGGCUUCCGACAGUGCCCUUCCAUGGAGGAGAUCAUACUGUCUUGGAAUGCCCUUGGAGAUGGAGGAGCCCGAGAGUUGGCCAUUGCUCUCCCAAAAAUGGAAAAGCUGAAGGUGUUAGACCUGGAGAAAAAUCGUGUUGGAGCCUGUGGGGCCACAAAGCUUGCAGAGGAACUUGCCAAGUGCCCAGAAAUUCAGUUCCUAAGGCUGUGGGACAACCCAGUGCCCAAGGGCCUCGCCGAGAGGUUGACAAGCCAAGACCCAAGACUGUGUUUCUCCUUCAGCUAGAAAAGAUCCUUUGCCUAACUAGGAGCUGCACUCCAUUUCCCACUGCCCUCAAAACUACAUUGGAGAACCCCGGAACUCAAAGUUCCUACAACUGAAUACUGUAACUAUUUGGUCUUUCUUUGCUACAUUGAACAAAAUGUGGACACUGACAUUUUUUUUGUUUCAUUUGGGUUUUUUGUUUUGUUUUUGUUAAAGUUUUUUGUUUGUUUUGUUUCUUGUGACCUUUUACUGUACAGAAGAGAAAAAUACUUUUUUAAGUUAUUUUACUUAUAGAGCUGCUGCUGAACAGACACUACAGUCUUCUUGGUGUAAAAACACUGAAACUCUCUUUAAGAGAAUAACUUUCCAGAAAGUUGUUAGCAAAUAGUGCUAAGAAUGCUUAUGUACUAGACAUUACUUAUUUAUGUAUUGCCCUACAAAAGAAGGUACACCAUCACCUCCAUCCAAACUUCAAAUGUGUUGAAAGGUAAAUACUUAGUCUUUAUUUUGAGGGGGGGGGCAAUGAGUGACAGAAAGAAUAGAUGCCAUAAUUAAGUUCUCACACACAGUCACAAAAAAAAGAUACAAGGUUUUCUCAGAGCUGUGAGGUUUUGGAGUCACCAUCCCUGGAAGUGUCCAGAAAAUGUGUGGAUUUGGCACUUGGAGACUUGGUUUAGAGAUGAAUAUGUUGAUGCUGGGUUAAGGGUUUGGCUCAAUGGUCUUAGAGGUCUUUUACAACCUUCACCAUUCUAUGAUUGCAUUAUUCUAGGAUGAGAUGCAUUUUCUCAGGCAUUCAGAAAGCCAGCAGAGUAUUUCAUUAUCCUUAAUCAAGAUUACAACACCUACAGGGUAUUGCAGUAAAAAAAUACACAUCCUCCAGGAGAGAAUGUAAAAUUGUUUACAAAGUUGUAAAUUGUUGACAUUGUUACAGAUGAGCUCCAACAGACUGCUUGAAAAUCAUCUGCAACUGUGUGAAAUUCCUCUAUGAUUUUUAGGAAAAAAAAAAAUAGAAUCACAGAAGGAGUUGGAAGGGAUCUUAAAGACCUAGGUCCAACACCCCUGCCAUGGGCAGGGACACUUUACACUAGUCCAGGUUUCUCAAAGCCAGGUGGCCUUGAACACUUCCAGGGAUGGGGCAGCCACAGCUUUUCUUGGGAGAAGGAAGAAAAGGUAAGAAAAAAAGGAAUAUUUUGUUUUAUUUUCUUCAUAUCAGCCUCUUUUCCAUGCAGAAUUGCUCCUGUUUUGUGAAAAAAUACUUCAGGGUAUUUGAAAUUUCAGGUUGUUGCCAAAAAAAAAGAUCAAUGUUUAUACUGUGAUAAAAAGGAAACACUUGAUAUUACCAUAAAUUUCAUUGAGAAACAUUAAAGGACUGAGGUUGUAAAACAACUUGUAAUAAAACCAACUGCUCUGUGCUGACAGGAACGUGCUGCUACUGAUUGUUUUCAUGUGGGGUUUUGUACAGCUUUGUGGGGUUUCAGACUGGUUGCACUAUCCUCUUUCAGGAGAAGGGAGGGGUCAAUUAGCUUGAAAUGUCCACAUGAAAGAUCCUUCACGUCUCUGCUGUCCCCUGAACCCCAAACCUGUGUGGAUGUUGGACCUGUGGGAAGCACAGGGAGAAGAUCUCAAACACCAAGUGUGCUGUUCCUUAGAGAAAACAGGUGACAACUGCCCUUGGACUUGGAAUUCUGGCUUGUGCAGCCACACUGUUCUCAUCUAUUGCCUGGUGUUACA